Molecule: messenger RNA, 2699 nt
Organism: Jaculus jaculus (lesser Egyptian jerboa)
Lineage: Eukaryota; Metazoa; Chordata; Mammalia; Rodentia; Dipodidae
Gene: Fosb
Product: FosB proto-oncogene, AP-1 transcription factor subunit
Exons: 4
Coding region: 528-1553 (341 amino acids)
Biological process (GO): regulation of transcription by RNA polymerase II
Cellular component (GO): nucleus
Molecular function (GO): DNA-binding transcription factor activity, RNA polymerase II-specific; RNA polymerase II cis-regulatory region sequence-specific DNA binding
Source: RefSeq, a predicted model, not a curated record
UUAAUUAUAUUAUUUUCCGGAAGAAUCCUUCUAGAUCAUUCUUCAUUUAAUUUCGGAGGAUCGACUUUACUUUCUCCAUCAUCUGUCUUGGAUCGCUGUCCACCGUGGGACCCUCCUGACGCGUAGACAAGGUUUCCGGGAUCGCAUCCGCGUGUGAACGAACUCUCUCUCUUGGACGGCGCUUGCCGCUAUUGGGGGAGCCAUCCGCUUCCCCUGUCCUCCGAAUCCUACGGAGCCUGGACUUUAGAAAGGUACCCUCCACCCUUUACACACCUUCCCCACCCGGACAUCGUCGUCCCGGCCCUGGGCAGACGGCACAGGGACCGGUACAGAAAGUUUGUCGGUGUUGGAACGGGACGCUGCCUCCUCCCGGGACCUUCUCCGGACCGGCGCCCUUUGGAGACGCGUCCUGACGUUCAGCGCAGGAUUCGCAGCUCAUCAUCAUCAUCAUCAGACUUCACCAGGCCAUAGCCUUGGCUUCCCGGAGACCUCAGCGUGGUCACAGGGGUCCCCCUGUGCCCAGGGAAAUGUUUCAAGCUUUCCCCGGAGACUACGACUCCGGCUCCCGGUGUAGCUCCUCACCCUCCGCCGAGUCUCAGUAUCUGUCUUCGGUGGACUCCUUCGGCAGUCCACCCACCGCCGCCGCCUCCCAGGACUGCGCCGGUCUCGGGGAAAUGCCUGGCUCCUUCGUGCCCACGGUCACCGCGAUCACAACCAGCCAGGACCUCCAGUGGCUCGUGCAACCCACUCUCAUCUCUUCCAUGGCCCAGUCCCAGGGACAGCCAUUGUCCUCCCAGCCCCCAGCCGUUGACCCCUAUGACAUGCCAGGAACCAGCUACUCCACCCCAGGCCUGAGUGCUUACAGCGGUGGCGGAGCUAGCCGUACUGGUGGUGGUGGGCCUUCCACCAGUGCAUCCACCAGCGGCCCUGGGCCUGUGCGCCCAGCUCGAGCCCGGCCUCGGAGACCCCGCGAAGAGACGCUGACCCCCGAAGAAGAAGAGAAGCGAAGGGUACGACGGGAGCGGAACAAAUUGGCGGCUGCAAAAUGUAGGAACCGCAGGAGGGAGCUGACAGACCGACUCCAGGCGGAGACAGAUCAGCUGGAAGAAGAAAAAGCCGAGCUGGAGUCGGAGAUCGCCGAGCUUCAAAAGGAGAAGGAGCGCCUGGAGUUUGUGCUGGUGGCCCACAAACCGGGCUGCAAGAUCCCCUUCGAUGAGGGGCCCGGGCCAGGCCCGUUGGCGGAGGUGAGAGGUUUGCAGGGGUCCGCACCCGCUAAGGAAGACGGCUUCGGCUGGCUGCUGCCGCCCCCUCCACCACCACCGCCCCUGCCCUUCCAGACCAGCCAAGAUGCAAACCCCAACCUGACGGCUUCUCUCUUUACACACAGUGAAGUUCACGUCCUCGGCGACCCCUUCCCCGUUGUUAACCCUUCGUACACUUCCUCGUUUGUUCUCACCUGCCCGGAGCUCUCCGCCUUCGCCGGCGCCCCACGCACCAGCGGCACUGAUCAGCCGUCCGACCCCCUGAACUCGCCCUCCCUUCUCGCUCUGUGAACUUCUUAAGACAAACAAACCCGCAAGGGAGACAGACAUGAACGAGGAGGAGGAGGAGGAGGAGGAGAGGGGAAGAGAGACAAUGAGGGCGUGUUGACUCCCUUGACUCUUCUACGGGACCCCCCCCUCUGUCCAGCGCCCCCCCCCAAAAAAAAGACCCCUGCUGCUGCUGCUGCUGACCCACCGGACAGGACAGAUGGACCUCUGUGCGUUUUUGUGCUCCAUCUCUGGUGUCUGUAUACACCCCACCGUGACACCCCCACCUCCCAGGGUGAGGCCCAAGAGCUGGUGACUUUGGGGACAGAGGGGUGGAUGCAGAGAUGGACAGUCCUCCCCCAGGUGUCUGUUGGACCUGUCACUUUAAGUCCACCUUCUGGGGAUGAAUGGAUGGAGGGGUGGGUGGGCGGGAUGACGCCCCAUCUUUGGCGUUCUACCUGAGGCUGGAAAAGAAGGGAAUGUGGGAUUGCAGGGUGGGCUGAAGGGGAGGGACUGGUGCGUACCCCAGAGAGGCCCAACGAGGAAAUGGUGGCCCAUGGCUUCCCUCUUCUUAAUCCCCCUUGCCCACUGUGCAGGGCUGGGGGUGAGCAGCCUAGCUCCCCUCGACCUUAGCUGAUGAACGUUUUCCUUACAUAAGGUUGCGACAUUCCCCUGGGCAGAAUUGAGCCCCGACACCCCCAUGGAGGGAAGUCAAUCUAUCCACCUUGACAGUCAGCUCCCCCAGUCCCGGAUUGAUUCUGAAAUGUGAAUUCCUAUUCCCCGACUGUCCAGACCUUCCCUCCCAACGUGUUUUUGUUUUUGUUUUUUUUUUUUUUUGGGUGGGGGGACACUGUCCUGGAUUGGAUUUACUCACUUGUUAUACAGAACCCCUUGGGCUGUCCUCCUUGUUGGGCCUUUCUGGUUUGGGCAGCAGAGGGCGCUGCGACGCCGUCAUCUUGCUAGAGCGCUUUAUACUGUGAAUGAGCGGCCGGGUUGCGGGGAGGUGGGGUGCGCCGGGUGGACUCGAACCCCCGCUCCCCAAAGCCUUCCCUGGACCUCCUCUGCCCCUUCCUACCCUCAACAACGAGUCACUCUCAAAGGGGUGAUAGUGAUGGCAUCCGCGUGGCCUGUCUGCUCAGGACCCCAGCGCCCUAACCUGUUUUUUUUUUA